CAAGUGCACAAUAUUAAUGUGUUUCAUCCACAGACAACAUGUCAUCUGCCUCUUUGCGACGGAAAGAUUUCCCAGUAAACCAUAUUUUCACCGAAAAUUGACCCAUAACUACCCAGAGUGUCGUGUCCUAUUAAUAAAAGUCUCGGGGCAAGAAUAUUCAUCCGGUCAGGAGUCCUGAAACAAUUUGAAAUGUAACUUACAAGCACCCACUAUGGCCCACUAUGGAUUUGGGUGUCACAUAGUAAACAUCUUUUCGCCAGGCGCAUAUAUGUAGCGCGAGUUCUCUUGACUUUAGGCUUCUCUUCUUUCUCUUCACCUUUCUUUUUUUCAGGUCAUCUUCAUGGCUGCAUCAUCGGACUUCCGUCUCCCAGCUCUUGCUGCUAUAUCUGCAGUAGCAUAUGGCCUCGUCAGCUGGUGGUCACAGAAGAAGAGAAACCCAGGAGGUCUUCCCCUUCCUCCAGGUCCCAAGCCGCUCCCAGUAGUGGGUAACGUGCUUGGUAUCAAGAUUGAUGAGCCAUGGGUCACAUACACCCACUGGGGUGCUACUUACGGCGAAUUGGUGUACUCUCGUUUGCUUAACCAGGAAAUCAUUCUGAUUAAUACUGAGGAAGUCGCGAGAGACUUGUUAGAGAGGCGCUCCAACAAUUACUCCGACAGACCUGGCAUUCUGUGCCUAACGAAUGACUUUUUCGGCUGGUCAUUUAAUUCAGUCAUGAUCAAAUAUAAUGAUCGUUGGAGACUCCAUCGACGAUUGUUCCACCAAGCAUUUCGCCCAGAAGCAGCUUUUACAUAUCAAUCAAUGCAACUUCGCAAGGCACGAGAGCUGUUGAUAAAUUUGCUUGAAGACUCAGUACACUGGAGGGCGCAUUUCCAGACGCACUCAGCCUCUAUUAUUAUGUCUGUUGUUUACGGUUACGAAACUGCCCCGAGGGACGACCCCAUCAUUUCCAUCGUCGAGAAAGCUGUCAACUUAGCGGUGUCUUCUAUCAAACCCGAGGUUGCGGCCUUCCUUGGCGCAUUUCCAUUUUUACAGUACAUUCCGUCCUGGUUCCCCGGAGCUUCGUUCAAACGGACAGCUGUCUUAUCCACGAAGUAUGCCGAGGACAUGAUUGAGGCGCCGUUCCAGUAUGUUGAAACGAAUAUGGCGCGCUCGGCAGCCCCAUCCAUGGUCGCUGACUCUUUGAGAAGAGCCGAAGAUGAAAUUGUGUCUGAGACGUAUGUCAAGGCGGUCAAAGAAACUGCUGUAACUGCCUUCGCGGCUGCUUCCGAGACAACCGCAUCGACCCUGCUUAUUUUCAUCCUGGCGAUGCUGCAGAACCCGAAAGUACAAGCCCGCGCACAGGCUGAAAUCGACUCCGUUGUCGGUUCGGUCAGGCUGCCGAACUUUGAGGACAGAGCGUCACUGCCAUAUGUCGAGGCUGUUCUUCGCGAAGUUCUCCGGUGGCACCCCGCUGUACCAUUAAGCAUUCCCCACGCUGCCACGCAUGAUGAUGUUUAUAACGGAUACUUCAUUCCCCAAGGGGCUACGAUUAUAACGAACACAUGGGCAAUUACACAUAACGAAGCCAAAUAUCCCAACCCAGACGAAUUUAAGCCCGAGCGCUUCUUCGACGCCGACGGUCAGCUUAACAAUGACACUGUGAGCUUUGCCUUUGGUGCGGGUCGCAGAAUCUGCGUCGGGCGGUAUAUCGCGGAUGCAUCCAUGUGGUCUGCGAUGGUUUCGGUUCUCGCUGUCUUUGAUAUCAAGAAAUGUCAAGACGAGCAAGGCAACAAUAUCAAUGUAAACCCGAAAUUUACUGCGGGCAUUACUUCUCAUCCCUUGCCCUUCCCUUGCCGCGUCGUCCCCCGAAACAAAGGAUUGAGCACGGAAAAGCUGACUCAAAUGUAUUAA
Molecule: messenger RNA, 1891 nt
Organism: Suillus clintonianus
Lineage: Eukaryota; Fungi; Basidiomycota; Agaricomycetes; Boletales; Suillaceae
Product: cytochrome P450
Exons: 13
Coding region: 341-1891 (516 amino acids)
Molecular function (GO): iron ion binding; monooxygenase activity; oxidoreductase activity, acting on paired donors, with incorporation or reduction of molecular oxygen
Source: RefSeq, a predicted model, not a curated record